Mastomys coucha (southern multimammate mouse) is the source of this 3739-nucleotide messenger RNA. RefSeq names its product TSPY like 4 (gene Tspyl4). Gene Ontology annotation, cellular component: chromatin; nucleus. The transcript has a single exon. Gene Ontology annotation, biological process: nucleosome assembly. The coding region runs from base 108 to 1334 and encodes 408 amino acids. The record is from RefSeq and is a predicted model, not a curated record. Lineage: Eukaryota; Metazoa; Chordata; Mammalia; Rodentia; Muridae. Gene Ontology annotation, molecular function: histone binding; chromatin binding.
UAGCACCAGCCCCAAAGGAAAAGGGUGGAGCUAAGCACUCACUGCGGUGUUGCGCUGCGUCUGCAGAGGACAAGGCAAGCUCCUCUGCAGGGCUGUCAGCUGCCAAGAUGAACGGCGUAGAAGGGGACGACGAGCUACCUCUCGCCAACACCACGACCCUCGCCCAUGCCUCCGAAGAUCUGGAUCCGAAGCAGGACCAGGGGCUCCACGAGGAAACCGACACGGUGCGGGAGCUGGAGGCUGCAGGUGAGGCCGGUGCGGAGGGAGGCGCGGCCCUGGACUCCGAGCACUGUGACCCUGAGCUCGGCCUCGGAGUGGCUGAGAACAGCUGUGCUGCGGCAGCGGGAGAGGGGCUGGAGGAUGCUCUGUCCCUAUCCAAGGGCGGGGACGCCCCCUCAGCCCCUGUGGCAGCCGACGACAGCAGUAAAAAUGGCUGUCAGCUUGAAGGGCCGCGCAGCUCUGCUAAGCUGAAAGCUCUGGAAGCCUGUGGCGCGGUAGGCCUGGGGUCUCAGAUGAUGCCGGGACCGAAGAAGACCAAGGAAAUGACGACUACCAAGUGCGCCAUCUCUGCGGCCACCGGUAAGGAGGGAGAAGCCGGAGCGGCAAUGCAGGAAAAGAAGGGGGUACAGAAGGAAAAAAAGGUAGCUGGAGGUGGGAAAGAGGAGACUCGUCCCAGAGCUCCGAAGAUCAAUAAUUGCAUGGACUCGCUGGAGGCCAUCGAUCAGGAGCUGUCAAAUGUGAAUGCGCAGGCUGACAGGGCCUUCCUCCAGCUGGAACGCAAAUUUGGCCGGAUGAGAAGGCUCCACAUGCAGCGAAGAAGUUUCAUCAUCCAAAACAUCCCAGGUUUCUGGGUCACCGCUUUUCGGAACCACCCUCAGCUGUCACCAAUGAUCAGUGGCCAAGAUGAAGACAUGAUGAGGUACAUGAUCAACUUAGAGGUGGAGGAGCUUAAGCACCCAAGAACAGGGUGCAAAUUUAAGUUCAUCUUCCAGAGCAACCCCUACUUUCGAAAUGAGGGGCUGGUCAAAGAAUAUGAGCGCAGAUCCUCAGGUCGAGUGGUGUCCCUCUCAACGCCAAUCCGCUGGCACCGGGGGCAGGAACCCCAGGCCCACAUCCACAGGAAUAGGGAGGGCAACACGAUUCCCAGUUUCUUCAACUGGUUCUCAGACCACAGCCUCCUAGAAUUCGACAGAAUAGCUGAAAUUAUCAAAGGGGAGCUGUGGUCCAAUCCCCUACAAUACUAUCUGAUGGGCGAUGGGCCACGCAGAGGAGUUCGCGUCCCACCAAGGCAGCCAGUGGAGAGCCCCAGGGCCUUCAGGUUCCAGUCUGGAUAAGCUCUGCCCUCGUGAGAAGCUCUUGCAGCAGUCCUCCCCACCUCCUGAGCUUGGCCAGCAGCAUGCAGCCUCUGUCUGCUUUCUCUUCCCGUUGGAUUGUGCCCUUUGGUUCUUCUAAGUCUCCAGUAGUUUCAAGAUUGUGGCUUUCAAGUCUUUGCUCUUCUUUCUCUGGGCCAUCACAGUGUUCUGCAUAGUGUUAAUGGUGUUCCAAGUGCAUGGCCUUCACACUGCUGCUAUGGCAAGCUCGCGUGCUGUAGUUUGUACUGCCUUCCUUUGCAUGGCUUGGUUCCUGUCUGUGACAUGAUCUUUCAGGGUUUUGUUUUUUUUAAAGUGGUUCCCUGCCACAAGAAAGCUUGACACGUCCUUACCAAGAACUAGCCAGGCUUCAUACUUUCUGCUGUGCUCCUGAUAUCUCUGUACUGUGAAGAACUGUGUGUUUCACCACUGCAAGACGGAACUGUAUCCCAAGCCAGCCAUUAGCCCAACAGGACAUUGCAGGCAUUUGCUGACUGAUUCUAGCUGUCUUCCUGGACCUCUCUGCCUUUUACCCUGCUUGUUAUUUUACAACAAGCAGGUGGCUGGUGGGUGACUACUAGGUAGGAGUGAAGUGACAGGUGAGGAGUGUUUUCUGUCACCAGCUACUGGUGAUCAGUUACUGGUGAGUACAGAAGCAGUUGCCCACAAGUUAUGUCUUGGUUGAGCUUUGCACAGGCCCAAGUGGUUCCUUAGGCACUCGCUAAGGACCUAAGUUCCUAAGCAGCAAUAGGACCCCCUACUGUACCAGUUCCCAUGGCUCGGUUAGCUGCUGGGCAGGUUCUGUAGUCACAUGUGGCAGUGCUCAAAGCAAAGCUGAAGUGGCUCCCUUCCAGGACUUAGUUCUUCUGAGCCCUAACCAACAAGUUAUUCCUUACCCAGGCACCUUUAGGAGGUAACUCCUCCUCUUCGUGUGUUCACACCACUCUGGUUAAGUCAAAGUUGCCUAGGUUGGGGUGGUUAGAAAUUGUGGCCCAUAGGGCUUGCUAUACCUUUCUGUCUUUGGCUCUUGUCUUUUCUUCCCCGUUUCUUUCUCUUUGAAGCAGUUACAGCCCAGAGACAGAAAAACAAAACAGAUGGCAGGCUUUUUAUUUGCUCUCCCCUUGGUUGUGUGCAGGCUGGGAAAGGUAUUGUAAAACAGACUCCAAACCUCUCACCGCCCUGACUACUCCACCCUUCUCAUAGCAACGGCUAAAAAUUUCCAGGGAGACCACCUCCACUCUUCCCUCCAUUUUACCAGAUGCUGUGUGUUUCUUAAGCUCUAGUUUGAGAAUCUGGGAGAAGAGGAAGAAGAGUCUCAAUGUCAGGCCCUGUGCCUGCCCUGAGCAGUCUGUGAAUGAGUGCACCUAUCCCAGGGUUCUAAAGGGCAGCAGCUCUUUUGUGGGCCUCCGCCUGUAGACAUGACCAGAGAACAACAAUGUGCGACAUCUUUGUUUGCCUGACCUUGGCCCUUACCUGUCAGCUUUUGAAUUUCCUUCCUUGUUUCCUUCCUAACAAAGGAAGCAGGCUGUAGGUGCAUUGUGGGAGGGAGACUCCAAGUCUCUUCUCAGGGCUGUGGGGAUGUAAGGAGUCUGGAUUUGCUGUAGCCCUUUCCGACCUCGCUGGAGGCUUCCCCAGAGCCCAGGAGUUAUGAAUAGCCUCAGUGGAGGCUGGGGAUUUUAAGAGGAGGACUAGAGGGAAGAGCCUGUUGCAGAGUGAGUUUUUCUAGUUCCGCUGUGAUGACUGACAUAUGGAAGGAGCAGGGUUGGGGGCAGGGGUCCCUGAGGCACGUUCCAGUGCGUGGAGGGGGGGAUGCCAAUCCAGUGGGCUGGGAUUUACAAAGAGAUGCUUGAAGGAUUUUCCUAUAGUUUGUCCUAAUUUUCAACUCUACCCUUGUCUGUGGGAGAUGAGUGGUGUGCACUCCUCACUCCACUGUGCUUGACCCUCUUACUCUGGCAGGACUGACUGUCACAAGCCUGCCUUUUACUUAUCAUUGAGAAAACGUGCAAACAUUGGAAUUCCUGUCAUUUGCAGUACGAAGACGCCUGUGAAUAUUCAUCACUAGAGUAACUUGUUCUGGUGUCUCUUCACAUAGAGCUGUGUUCUUAGUACAAUCCGCACAAUGUGAUCUCUGAAGUCUGAAGAUUUUUUGAAAAUGUUGCUAUGUCUUGUAAAAGUGGUUUCAAAAAGUAACUCGUCUUACUGAUAUUUCUUGCUGUAGUAAGUAAUACUUGGCAUUAUGUUCUUAACCAGUGUGAGGACUAGAACUGCUAUCAGCUAAACGAGGAUCUUAGUCCUUUGUCUUCUCCUGUGUGCUCGAAGGAAAGAUAUGUUACUGUUAUACUUCUCGUCUGCACCAAAAAUAAAUAAACAAAUAAAGGUGAACCAAAAGC